Messenger RNA from Psilocybe cubensis, 579 nucleotides. RefSeq lists its product as uncharacterized. Lineage: Eukaryota; Fungi; Basidiomycota; Agaricomycetes; Agaricales; Agrocybaceae. The record is from RefSeq and is a predicted model, not a curated record. Bases 1 to 579 code for a protein of 192 amino acids. The transcript is spliced from 8 exons.
AUGUCUUUCCGUAUCACCUUCUGGUCCAUCCUUCUUUGCCUCGGUUACGCCGUUGUUGCGCUGGGACAAGAUUAUGCAGUGACGGACUACAUUGUUGCAGGGACGGGAUGCCCUCCUGGUACAGCAAAGGCAUUGAUCUCAGAGACUGGAAAGGCACUUGUCCUGGUGUACUCCAACUUUUUCGCUACAUCCGGACCUGGAACAAAGUACAGCGACAGUCGCAAGAACUGUCAAGCGACUUUCAAUGUUCAGGUCCCUGCUGGCUAUCAGUUUGCUCUCAACAAUGCUAAAUAUCAUGUGGCUUACCAACUAGCCUCAGGCGCUUCUGCAACCUAUACGACAUCAUAUUACUUCCAAGCUAGCAUCGAAGGAAGCACCGGAAACGGAUUCAUCAAUGGAACAACAAGCGGCUCGAAAAACGUCAACACCGCAUUGGCCCCUGCUGUCUGGAGCCCCUGCGGUAAAACUUCUUUAGUCAAUGUAAACACCGCUGUUCGUGUCAUUGGCGGAAAAGCCGGAUAUUUUACCGUUGAUUCCUUUGAUCUUCCAGAAAGCGCCUUCGUUUGGAGGGCCUGUUAA